Messenger RNA from Cylindrotheca closterium, 582 nucleotides. The record is from the annotation of a GenBank genome assembly. Lineage: Eukaryota; Bacillariophyta; Bacillariophyceae; Bacillariales; Bacillariaceae.
AUGAAAGCACUCAAGGCUUCCAUCCUUGCUUCAUUGCUAGUACAAAUUCCAGUAUCAAUAGCACAAAGUCUACGCCCAGAAGGUGUCGAUGUUCCACGAGACUACCACGUUGUCAACCAUGGUUUGAAUAGCCAUCAACAAAAGGUGCAACAAGAAAGUAGCCAUCCUACACUUGUUGUCGAAGGACUAGGAUUGCAUCCUCCACAUAUAUCGCAGCACGAAACUCUUGCAUUCGACUUUUUCACUCUUCCGGAUGCCAAAGAAGCUGCAAUUCAGGAUUACAACAAGAUGUCGAAAAAACGCGCAGUACACGAUUGGAUGAUAUCACCUGCAAGCCCUCGGCAUAGCAGCAAACGCGGAAGAAGCAAACCAUCGAGCUCCAGCCCUUCGUCGGAAAGCUCUUCUAGGAAGGUUGAUAUGAGCCGGAUCAGUAAUGCUAUUCGAAACAAAAAGGUUCCAACCAGCACUAGGUCAAGCGUGACGGCACCAUCAUCAUCUUCGUCCACAUCCUCUUCAAGCUCAUCAACUUCCAGAUCUGAAAAGUCUUUGUCUUUUGACCUUUCACAGGCGAAAGAACAGUAA